AUGGCAGCAGGGAACAGUUCGCAAUUUCUACGAGCUCGAGCGACAGCUCUACCAAUAGAUGGGUUGAGUCCAAGGCAGACCUCCCGAAUGUCUCAUAUUGGUCAGAGAUUAGGAUCCGCUGGUCAAUCGCGUAAAAGUAUCAAGCCAAGAAUGAGCAUCAACAACUUUCGAAUGAGCAUCGUCCAAGGAAACAUGGGCCGAGGUCGCCGACUCCCUCAGAAUCUUGGCGCUCUGAAGCCUGAAAGUAAGAAACCGAAAUGCCAAGCUUGGAGACUCCCGAUCGAGAAACAGAAAAUCAUCAACGUCGGAAAAAGAAGAACGGCAAUCUUUGAAUACAAAGAAUUCUACUACUUCUGUCCAGCGUGCAAUGUCUCAUUUGUCGAUUUUGACGAGUAUCAGUCUCAUUUGAUCGUGCGUGAACUCUCACUGCAACAAGAAGAGAUGCUGGACGAAAUUUCGCGACAGAUAAAAGAUCAGAAUUUGAGGAGAGCGAACAAGGAGAUCAUGAACGAAUUUGGGCGGAAAAGCUUUGCCGUCCACCGACGAAAGAGCACAAGAAAAAAGGAACCCGAAAUCGCGUCAUUUUUGAGUCAAGCAGAAGAAGUUGAAAUUCAUCUGAGCUCGCUUAACAAAAAGAAAGACUACCGAGAUACGGACUUUCACUUCAACAUCCGGGAGAAGCAAAAGUUCUACGACAUGAAAGAAGCGCUUGAAAACGCGAAAAAGGCGAAAGCAAGACUCUCCGCGUAUCGAACAAAAGUUGUCGUGAAAAAUAUUGCCAAGUUUCACGAAGUCUCAGAAACGAAUCUUCUUUCAUAG
Messenger RNA from Oikopleura dioica, 819 nucleotides. NCBI's taxonomy places the organism in Eukaryota, Metazoa, Chordata, Appendicularia, Copelata, Oikopleuridae. The record is from the annotation of a GenBank genome assembly.